UUAUCAUGAAUUAUAAAAACGAAGUUCUGGACGCUUAUAAAUGUGCUUUUGAAAAUGAUUUUGAUACUCUUAAAAAUAUCAUUAGGGAAUCUCCAGAUAUUAUUAACAAAAAAGACAAUUCAGGGAGAACGCUUUUGCAUUGUGCUACCAGUAAAGGAAAUAUUGAAAUUAUAGAAUAUUUAAUAGAUCAAUGCCAUGCCACUGUGGACGAAAAAGAUGAAUUAGGCUGGACACCAUUAAUGAUGGCCUCAUCAGCUGGAUGGCAAAAUGUAGUUUUUUAUCUCUUAAACAAAGGUGCAAAAGUAAACAUUACAAAUAACAACAAACAAACCCCUCUGCAUUAUGCUGCUUCAAAAAAUCAUUUAGGGAUUUUACUUUUAUUAUUAAAUGAAAAUGCCAAAGUGGAUGCAUAUGAUAAUUUUGGUAACACUCCUUUGCAUAGGGCAUCUUCUCAAGGCCAUGCUGAUAUUGUAAAGUCAUUGUUAGAAUUUGAAGCCAAUAAUAAUAUACAGAAUUUGGAAGGAAAUACUCCAUUGCACCUAGCAUGUGAAGAAAAUCGAGAAGAAAUUGUUGAUAUAUUAUUGGAAAAUCAAGCAGAUAUAAAUAUACAAAACAAGCAAAAAAAGACACCAAUCGAUAUGGCGGAACCAGGCUUAAAACGGAAAUUGACUAAAUUAAAAAAAUAAUUUUCAUUUUCGUUUAGUUUAUUCAAUCACAAAAUAAAUAUUAUUUGAUUUAUUUUACUUGUAAUAUUUUUUAAAACUUUUCCCAAAGAUGUUCAAUAAAAUUUUUUUUAAAAGAUAUAAGCGGGAUUCCCAAUUUUAGCGAUUUAUAACGUGAAUUAUGAUUUUAUUUCUAAUUUGUUUUCUCAGCCACCAAUCAUUCCGAUUUUUUUAAAGAAA
Messenger RNA from Gordionus sp. m RMFG-2023, 902 nucleotides. Its product is annotated as 26S proteasome non-ATPase regulatory subunit 10-like. Gene Ontology annotation, molecular function: protein binding. The coding region runs from base 6 to 686 and encodes 226 amino acids. NCBI's taxonomy places the organism in Eukaryota, Metazoa, Nematomorpha, Gordioida, Chordodea, Parachordodidae. The transcript is spliced from 5 exons. The record is from RefSeq and is a predicted model, not a curated record.